GCUUCUUGUUACUACUAGUAAGGCACUUGUUACUAGUAGCGAUGCACUUGUUCCUAGUAGCGCCCUUGCUCUUAGUAGUGAUGGGAAUGUGUGGGUUUUGUUGUUAGAAAAGGUGACCUGGAGAGACAAGAAUGUUCUUGUUGAUGUUGUUAGAAAAAGAACGUUCUUGCGAGGCAAUGAUCAAGACGAUGACCUGGAUGACGACCCCGAAGAGUUCAAGAGCAUCUACGAUGAGGAGCCGCCACCACCUGGUGCACGGGACAAGUUUGGCGGCCCUGCUAUGAUGCGCCUUCUGCAGAAGGAAGCACAAGGGCCCACGAGUUUAUGGUAUCACUGUGUCCAAAUCUUCGAAGGCGGAAGCGCAUGAUCGAUUUUCUGUGAGCGCAGAAGACGAAAAUGGAGACUUGCAUUUAACAUGCUAGUGAAUGAGCCAUAGCAUUCCUGAUAAAGAGAACUUGCUUAUCAUCCUUUUCCUCUCCAAUGGUGGCUUAAGCGUCCUGAACCUCAGCCUUCACGCUUUGUGGGGGGUUCAGCUGGGUUCGGGGUUCAUGGCGGUCGUGGAUGAUGCGGCCGUUCCGGUCUUGACGGUGGAAACCAAGAUCCUUCUUCAAAAGCUGAAGAUUUGGGAUAAAAUCUCAUCUGGGAAUCUUCACUCGAUUGCCCUGUCAGAUGUGCAAUCAUUGUUCGACAUACUUGAUCCCAGUGAGAAGGGCUACAUUACCAGAAGUGAAUGCUUCUCCCUGCUCCAGAUUCAGAAUGUCAAGAUCUCACGGUCCUAUUUGAAAGAUCUGUGUGAGGACGCAGACAAAGACAACAGUGGAACCAUUUCAGCUGAAGAAUUCCUCAAGGCUUUGACAACUGGAAAAGUUGCCUUCAACUACUUGAAGGAAUCCUUGAACAAAGGAGCAAAGGAGAUGAAACAGAAUGAGUGCGAUCGUUCAGACUUGAUCGAAUGGCUUCAUGAAGAAUAUGAGACAACAAGCGCUCUCUACUCGAUGCCGUCGGUGUUGAUUCUUUUGGCGUCCUAUUUUUACUUUGCAAUCUCCCACAUUGAUGUCGCAAAUUCAUGGAGAAUGCGAAAUACACUCUACCACAACCUGGACAGUUUGUGGAAGCCUGCCAUUAGAGGUGAAAGGUAUGGUUCGAAGGCACACAUGGAAUGGACCAACAGCACGUGGCUUCGAAAGUAUUAUCGACAAAACUUGGCCACAGAUCCUGUACCAGGGCGAGUGGCGAUUCAAAAUCAGAUGAUUGGAGGGUCCCGGCUACACAAAGAGCUCUACAACCAAACAGGACCCUGCAUGGUCAGUCCGGAGCAGGCAUCUCUCUACAAUUCUUAUACUGGCGAAUGUGAUCGAUAUGGAGGCUUGACAGAGGUUGACAUUGUCCUUCCCUACCACUUGCUUUUGAGUAUCCAUGAGAACACCAUUGAUAAUCUCACCAGAUCGUACUACUUCGACAAUCGUGUCUCACUGGUGGAGUACCAAACGAUCCUUUACAAUGGGCACAACAACAUGCUUACCUUUGAGCGGUUGCAGUGGGACUCUCAGACAAGUGGCUAUUUGCAACUCUGGUUCAAUCAUGAGUCGUGGAUGGCAGAGCCUUAUCGCGAUUGGUUCAACGUCAUCCCGGAUAUUCUCUUUGUGCUGAUUCUUCUGCGCAUGGCCCACCAGGAGGCCAAAGAGCUCUUGCCAGCCAUUGCGGGAGGUCUUGACGGUAUCAAGGAUUACUUUAAGUUUUGGAACAUUGUUGAUUGGACUGCGAUCCUGAUGGGAUUCAUCAAUGUUGCCCUGUGGCUGUACUUGUUCCUAAAGAUUUCCAUAGAGCUUCCGCAAGUGAUAUCUCUGGUUCCUCAAGCAGAGUUGGAUGCGCGGGUGCUGCAAAACCAGACCUAUUUGACAUUUGACACCUUGGCCGAGAUCAUCGACCCAUUUCUUCUGAACACGCGCAUCAACGAUGUUUUCAUAGUUGCAAGGGAGAUCUACGACUUCCACAUGCUCCUCCGAGCGUUCUUUUUUGGAUACUUUUUUAUACUCAUGCUGAAGUUCUUCAAAUCGUUUCAAGCUAACCCUCGGCUUGAUAUUGUGGUGCAGACGAUCAAUCACUGUGCAGUGAAUGUGGCACACUUCGCUAUCGUGUUUCUGGCUAUUUUCCUCUGCUAUGCUUUUGCUGGGCAUUUCCUUCUAGGACACAAGCACAAAGGCUGGAGCUCCAUGUUGGGAUCCCUCUUCAUGCUGUGGUCCACCACUUUGACGAUGGAUAUGGUGGCGGAUUUUUCUGAACCAGUUCAGGCAGUGUCUUAUGCAUGGACACUCACAUACCAGAUUCUGGUGCAACAAGUCAUGCUGAACAUGCUGUAUUGCAUCGUCUUUGAUUCUUAUGCCUUUGUCAAAACGCGGGCUGGCUCGCCCUUGACGUUAUAUGCGCAAAUUCGAGAUGCUGCAGCAACAGCACGAGAGACCCGAACCUUCGUGAAUCUAUACACCUUGAUUGUCCAGCUGGAGGAUGAUGACUUUCCAGCUCAUCCCAAUGAGAUUGUGACAGCAAGAUCUUUGAAGCGAGCCUUUGAAGCGGAUGGAAUGACCCGAGCCAAUGCAGAAUACUUAUUGAUGAAAACCGCGGAUUUUGUCCAAGAAAAAUCUCAAGAGGUCGAACUGACCUUGUCAGAUGCCAUCCGGGUGACGGGGCACAUUCAGACGACCAUGCUCAAGUCCUUGGACUAUGCAGAGGGUUCAUUGAUGAUGAUUUCCACCGAAGCGCGGAACAAAGAGGCAGCAGAGCGACAACAAGAUCGAGCAGCUUUUGUGUCCAAUGCUUUGGAGAUGCCAAGCUUUGAGCAGAAACAGGGAGAUCAAGUGGUCCCAGUCUCGGAUGAUUGCUUGGAUAUUCUGGAAAGAUCGUUGGAUCGAGUUGCAGAAGUGCUUGCAACGUGCCGACAGGAACAGACCAAUGUGGCAGCAGACAUCCACCAGGAAUUGCAAGCAAUUUGGAAGCAGGAGGAUCAGCGAUAUCAGCGAGUAGAUGCACUGAUCCAUGAAAUGGAGCAGAAUUUGCAGGCGAUGGAGAGAAGUAUUGGAUCCAUGGGUGUGUCCUUCAGUGGAACCAACUUCCAGCAGCUAGCCUCGGUCCCCGAACGCUGUCAAACUUCGCAGCUGCUAGAAGCCUUAGACUCCCAGGCAGAGCAAGGUUGUGUGGGACGGUUGGAUACCAAGCUACAGGAGCUUCAGAAGAUGAUGCACCUGCUUGGUGAGAAAGCGCAAAAGACCUCGCAACUGCGGGAAAUCCUGUGGCGACUUGAACUGAAUCUCAGAGAACUCAAUGGAGGCAAGAGUGUCAUCCCAAUGAGCUGCUUCAUUCGUGAACAACGAGAAGUGCUCAGUAAAAUGAGUAAAGAGGAAAGAGAGCCAUCGAAAGACGAGGACUAAGGCAGCCGAAAAUUGAGCCCCAAAUGGCGGAGCUUCUCCAGAUAUUUCCAGAAUUAUUUCUCAUUCAAAACCGUUUCGAAUAUGGUUUCACCAAGCUGAUGAACGCGUCAGCGCACGCCAAGCCAAGAAUCCUUGGCAGAACAAAA
This is a messenger RNA of Durusdinium trenchii, 3571 nucleotides long. The record is from the annotation of a GenBank genome assembly. Lineage: Eukaryota; Dinophyceae; Suessiales; Symbiodiniaceae.